Messenger RNA from Orbicella faveolata, 3447 nucleotides. Its product is annotated as neuroligin-4, X-linked-like. The record is from RefSeq and is a predicted model, not a curated record. Lineage: Eukaryota; Metazoa; Cnidaria; Anthozoa; Scleractinia; Merulinidae.
UCCUUCUAGAGCUACCUUGAAUUUCCUCGGUGUAUAGACCAUCCAAUGGUUCAUUGUCUUCAUUAUCCUCUACUUCCAUGCGUGACGAACUCUUCUCUCUUCCAUGCCACUCUUCAGUUUGAGGCAGCACCGUGCAAAGUGGUUUCUUCCAUGUGACUCGUGGCUCUAUAGGCCAGACAAUUUCUUCUGUCAUGAGACGCUGCGCAAAAUUUGCAUGGCAUUAUUCUUUACAAUUCUAUGUGUUUGGGUUUUCAUCUGUCCACCGGUGACUCUGUCUUCUUUACAGCGUCGACGCUACUCGUCUGUGUAGCUGGUGAACUGAAGAUUUGCGACUGUUCGAUAGAUUGUUCCGUGAUUCUGCGUAGUCUGAUGGCUUUGUCGAGUGUCGAAUCUGUCUCCCGUACUAGCAGUCGCUCUCGUAGUUUGGAAUCAUUUAUGCCCACCGCAAUCUGAUCUCUUAUCAGAGAAUCCUUAAUUGCUCCGAAAUUGCAAUAGUCAGCCCCUCUUCUGAGAGCUGUGACAAAUAUGUCAAACGUGCGAUCUUCUUGGAUCGUCUUUCUGAAAACGUAUCGUUCGUAGUUGUAUUCUUCUGAGGUACACAAUACGUUUCAAACGCUGUUAAAAUACCUUCAACUUAAAAGUCCUUUUCGUAACAUCUCCGGGGUUUGUUCGUGUUGCUUUGUUCCAGAGAAUAUUUUGGAUAGUUGUUAUUUGUAUGGCAUCGUCCUUUUCGAGUAGGCCACUCGAUAUCUGAUACAAUUCCUAGGCUUCCUUCCAUUCUUUCUACGCAUGUGCGAGGUUGAGACUAUCAAUAUCCAAUUCUGAGGGAUGUUUGAUACGUUCCAUGUCGAAAUUGAAAAUCAGUAAGCUUUCUUUUGAAGAGAUCAUGGCACCAUGAUAUGAGCAUAAGAAAAUACACGUCUGCACCCUUCAACCUCAAGAGUUUAUUGCCGCACUUUUACACAACACGUGAUCCACAAGAUCACGUGACGAUACAUCACACAGGACAACCAACUUAUCAUAACCCGCCCUCCUUCCAAUAGGCCAUUUCCGAGUUACUUUGUGCCUCUGUUUCUGACGAAUCCUGGUGCAAAACCUUCCAUGCAUGUGAAAAUGCAUGUGAAUGGUUUCACAAGAAGACUCGUUUUGACACAUAGAAAUAAGACAACUCGGAACGGCCUAUUACCGUUUCCUCUCUUAUCAGCGUCCAAUAUUUCCCUCACCGCCCCCUUAUAUCCUUAAAUGUGUUAUAUGUGACUUACAAAUCAAUAAACAUUUUGGAGGAAUCAAUUUGAUUGGCAUUGCGAACAUUUUUGAGAACUGGGUACGGCUAGACACCACUAUGGCCCAGACUCAGAAUCUGUUUUUUGUUGUUGUUUUUUUUUUCCACGCUAAAGCGUUCUGACUUCUAUUUCCUCUCAUUUUAAUCCACUGUCCAGAUUUGGAGGAGACCCAAACAGAGUCACUAUAUUUGGUGAGUCAGCUGGUGGAUUUAGUGUUGGACUGUUGAUGCUGUCACCACUUGCCAGCGGUCUGUACCAGAACGUUAUCAUGCAGAGCGGGACAGCAGUUUCCCUGUCUUCAACUUUGGAAAGAGAUGAAGCUGACUUACGAGCAAGGAGUUUUGCCAAAGCCAUAGGAUGUGAAAUUACUUCUCUGAAAGCUUGUGCAAAAGAGAAAACUGUUCAAGAGGUUCUAAAUGCACAAUCAAAAAUAUUUUCACAGUUGAAUUAUCUGUCUUUGGGACCAGUGGUAGAUGGAUACUUUUUGCCAGAUUCUUCCCUGAAGCUCCUUCAAGGCGGGAAAUUUAACAAGAGUAAUAUCAUGAUUGGAGUGACACAGGAUGACGGCUCAGUCUUUGCUGUUAGCGUUCUAGCCAACAAAGGAAUUACAGAGGGAAUACAGAGAUCUUUGUUUGAGGAGGUGAUUAAAAAUCAGACUUGGACCCGAAAUCAAAACUCGCACUUGCAUGAACUGAUCAUCUACCAGUACACCGAUUGGUCGAAUGUCACCGAUCCUUACCUCUUACUUCAACGAUAUCUCGACGUUAAUACAGACGCCUCCUUUAAGGCUCCCGCUAUCCUGUCAGCUAACGCAUUCGUCAAGAAACAGGCUCCUACUUACUUUUACCAGCUUGAAAGAGCGCCUAAAGUGUUCCCUGGUUACCCAACAAUUCCAUGGGCCGGAAUAUAUCACGGGGCUGAUGUUUUUUACCUUUUUAGUGGACCCUUUCUUGUGGCUAAGAAUCUCACAUCUGACACAGAUAAGAAACUCAGCAAGGAUAUUAUGACCUUGUGGACAAAUUUUGCAAAAACUGGAAAUCCAAAUAAUCCAACGUUGGUAGGGACAAUUUGGCCCCACUACACAGCUGACACUGAAGAGUAUCUGGGACUAAGUCUUAAUUUGACAGUGAGGUCCAAGAUGCGUCCAGACAAGAUGGCCUUCUGGAAUGAGCUUGUACCAAGUAUUGAAGAAACAAUAGCACCAACCACAACUAGCCACAUACCGACUACAACUGAACAAAUAGAUGACAAAAAAGACAAACUCGUGAUGGUGCUUGCCAUUUUAACAGGGUUGUUUGCUGCUCUAGCUGUGUUUUUACUGGUUGUGUUGAUAAUAACUCGCUGCAAGCCAACUCGACGAGGAAAAGAGUUUGAAGUGUCAUUAAACAUGUAGCCCGCGAGAUAAUUGUAGUCAGACGAUGACGUUGUCAAUUGUUUGACGCUGAUUAUUGUUCAGUUAUCACUUUUAAUUUCUAAUUUCCUUUUCUUUUCUUUUUUUCACACGUGGUGUAAAAUCAAUUCAAUUCAGUCUAUUCUUUUUCAUGAAUUAAGGUACUUAUAUACAUACCGAGCUGAGGCAGACGACAACGGGAACGAGGACGUCACCAAACAAGAAGCCUAAAGGCUUUCACGCGGGAUGCUUUAAAUGCAUGGCUUUCCCCGUAGAAAUAAAUGCUACCAUUUAGUUUUUCAGUUGUAUUUUAUUUCUUCAACAACAAGAUAACAGAAUGUGGUUCGUGUUAAAAUUUGUAUGCAUUUCAUAGUAAGAGUGUAAACAUCGUCAACAUUGUUACUGUACGUUGUUGGAUUCGUUGCCACAUGGUAUAAGCAUGGGUCGGGCGUGCGUCUGUAGACAUUAUUCUUAUAGACCUUGGUGUAGUAACCCGGGCAUAGUCCCAAAGAGGGAAUAGAGCGAAUUUAAACGUAAAAUGCAGCUUUGAAUGAGACACGGCAUCCUUGAAAAGCAGCUUUAGUGAUAUCAUAGGUUUUCAUUCCUAUAAUACCGUAUUAAUUAUUAGUUUAAUAGGCAUUUACUUAAGCUAAAUAUUGUGUAAUUUUGCAAUAAUAGUUAAAUUUAAGUAUGUUACGUCGGUGCAUUAUUUAUAUCGAUGGAAUAUAUUUAUAUCGAAGGAUAAGAAUAAAUGAUUGCUGUAUGGAUCAGUGA